UAAUUAUAAGAUCAGAGCCAUUUCCGAUUUGAAGCUAUUUUGAAGAAAAAUAUUUUUUUUAUGUUUAUGUUGAUUUAUAAGGAUUCUGGAACACUAAAAAAUAUAUAUGGAUGCAACUAGUCAAGAGGCACACUUAAAGAAAAAACUACAAUGUUUUCUACAAGAGCUGUUGAGGAUGGGUACAGUGAAGGGUUUCAAACACUUAGCCACAUACUUGAGAGGGAAAGAAGAAAUGGUUAUAAGCAUUGUAAAUGAACCUCAGACUCAACACCGUGUAUAUAACACAGAUUCUAGAAGAAAUAGUGUGAUGGAGGAACAAGUUCCAGAUCCAAGUAAAAGUUUUACAUCUCAACAACUACCUUACGACAAACGAUCCUUAUUGAUAUCCCUAAGAUCUCAGAUGAACCUGAAUUUAAAUGCACCAAAAGGGAUUGGAUUACCGCCAGCCUCACCUAGUGAUAAAGAGAGCAAUGUUGAUAGUGACACAACAUUAUUUCUUAUAGCUGGUUAUGCUAGAUACAGUUGUCCAUAUGUCUGGGUCAGAUCUAACCAUCAAAGACUUAUCAGAUUGACCAAUGAUUCCACACAGGAAAAGGACAGCCCAUUACGUCUCAAAACAACAAACAAAUGGAAUUCACAUGACAUACAUAUCUGGGAUAUUAUAGCAGAACUUGUCAAGCUGUGUACUUAUCCAUCACCUUUGAACCCAUUUGAAGUUGAUUUUGACUAUUUUACCACUUUAUCAUUACAAGAUCGAGUCAUUGCUACAGGUGCCAUGGUUCAUUGCUUACAGAACAUAGUAUUACAUACACAGGAUGAAAAAGUAUACGCUAGUAAAGUUUUUGAGGAGUUGCAGAUAAUCACAAAGCUUCACUUUCAAGCUUUACAACAGCUGGUAAAAGAUGGAGGACUACCUGUCCUACAACAGCAUAUAGCCCAGUCUAAUCCUCGACAAAGGAGUACAAAUUCUGGAAGUUCAAGAUAUCCUAGUGCAGGUCCUGGGUACCAGACACCAACAUAUACCAGUCAGACAUAUCAGACACAGCCACAGUAUGGAUAUGCUCAAUAUUGAGACAUUUAUUAUGUGCAGUACAAUUUAUAAGGUUGGGGGACGUUACAUUGUGAAUGUAAUGUAAAUGUAAAAGAUCAAAUCACUAAGAACAAAUGGAGGGAAAAAAGAUCUGUCUCAUAAUUGUGAUAAUUGUUUCAGUCAAUGUAGUUAAUUUUUUUUUUAAUAUGCUUGAUAUAAUUUUGUGAAAUAUUUAAUUGUCAUUCUUGCAAUGGUUAGGGUUUCAUUCCACCUGAUUUUUCAAGGAUCAUGUACUUAAUCUUUUUUUAAUUCAAUAUACCUUUAAUAUUUUUUUAUGAAAUAACAAGUAAAGAGCUAGCGGUAAAAUGAAACCAAGACAAUCACAGUAGACAAAAACCACAAGCCGAAACAGAAUAUAUCUUUGAAUAUUAUACAAUUACUUAUUUAUUAAAUGUCCGUCUGAGAAAAAUAUGUAUUUCACGACAUUUGUUUACCAAAAUCAUUUGAUAUCGAACAAAUUAUCAUUAUUAUAAAUGUACAAGCAUAUAACAAUUAGCGCAGUAACUGAAGGUCAGUUUUCUUCAGGUGAUUUAUUCAAAGUCCAAUUCAUAUAAAAAAAAUAUUUAACAAUGUGGAAUAAUACUCAAUAUAUAAAUUUGGUUCAUGAAAAGAAUAACAGAAAAAUACCAAGAUAAGUUGAGAGUACAAAAGACAACAUCAUCAAAAAGAAAUGGAUCCUUUUAGAAAAUAGGUGUACAAUCAACAAAAAAACAAAAAACAACAUAUUUACUGUAGUCCAAAUGGCUUGACUUAUAGCUGUCUUCAUAAUAUCCUAGUAAACUUUAUUAUAAAACAUUUCAACAUUUUACAAAUGUGAUGUGGUAGUACAUGAAUGAAUAAAAGUGCAAUAUUU
Messenger RNA from Mytilus trossulus (common blue mussel), 1943 nucleotides. RefSeq lists its product as uncharacterized. The transcript is spliced from 7 exons. Bases 107 to 1072 code for a protein of 321 amino acids. The record is from RefSeq and is a predicted model, not a curated record. NCBI's taxonomy places the organism in Eukaryota, Metazoa, Mollusca, Bivalvia, Mytilida, Mytilidae.